Molecule: messenger RNA, 2118 nt
Organism: Drosophila suzukii
Lineage: Eukaryota; Metazoa; Arthropoda; Insecta; Diptera; Drosophilidae
Source: RefSeq, a predicted model, not a curated record
AUGAGCACACGCGUCACCAGAGCCGAAACACGCAGGAGGAUGGCGGCCCUCCAGGAACCUCGCCCGGGGCAAGGAUGGUCGGAGACCCGGCCUACCCGAGCUCCGCGGCGGGCCCUGGAGCGGACUCGAGGCGAGGACUCCGCCCCGGAACCCACGGUGAGCGACGACAGCGACGUGGAGGUGAUCGGCGAUCCCGCCGUCGAGGAGAGAGAGUGGCGACUCCGGAAGGCGGCGGCGGGCGGUCGCAUACCGCGCGGGACGACGGACGUCGGAGGAGAGGAACUCCCGAGGAGCCACUCGGAGGCGGUCUGUCGGGCCACCGAGGAGUCUCGGAAGCGGUUCCGAGACCGGGAGCCGUCGGACGAGGAGCAGCAACGGUCGACGGAGGAGGAGGCGAGAAGACAGGCGCGGCUGCGGCAGGACCACGAGGCGGCGGCGGCGCGGUGGCAUGCCCGCUUGCGAGAGGCGGAAGAAGAAGAGCGGCGGCUGUGGGAGGCACAGGUGGAGGACGCGUGGGAGGUGCCACUCACCCCCAGAUACGCGGCCGAGGAACGCAGCCCGAGGGACGAGGUCGAGGACGAACCACGCGCACCAUCCCCUCCGCGGUGGUUACCCGAGGUGCCACCCACUCCCCGCUACGAGGGGGAGUGGCUCACGGACGGCGACGAUGGAGCACCGUUGGCCACGCCGCCGUGGAGGCCGGCCCGGCCACCCACGCCGCGAUACGCGGAGCCACGACGACCUGAGGAGCAGACACCGAGCGAGGAGUCGACCGAGCAGCCGAUGCCGCAACCGGAGGAGGAGGACGUCCACCAGGCAAGGGCGGACGAGCCGUCGGUGGUGCGGACGGAGGUGCCGGCCGCGCACGUGAGCCACAGCACACGGGCGUUCGAGGCCGAGGGUUUGCGGUGGCGGCAGCAGACGGUGACGUGGACGUGGCCCGAGGGGCCCGCGACAGGACCGACGGCGGAGGUGCCCAGGAUAUGGGAGGAAGGGGCACCGAAGGUGAACCCUCGAGACCCACGGACGAGGAGCCGACAGGAUGCAUGGGUCCCGCCGACACCAAGCACGGGCCCGCCAACACCGGCGACGACGGCAACGACGGGGGAGGCGGAGUCACCGGAGAAAGGACCAUGGGUGUGGCCCGAGCCAGCGGCCACCCAAAGGCCUCCACUCCAACGACAAAGUUCGACGCCCGGAUCAACGCGCCCGCGGCCGCAGUUCAUGCGGCAGGUAUCGGCGCCGGAGGAAGGCGGUUGGCGCGAGGUCGCCAGGAGCGAGUGGCCGGCGGGCAUUGAGGAAGCACCCGCGGUCGCGACGGCACGGCGGAAGGGCGGCAGGCGUCUGAUCGCUAUUGUCCGUCCCACUUACUCCUUGGAUCCGGCGUGCCGACGCUCGUGCCGCUGUACCACUCCGGGUUGUAGUCCGCUCCUAGGUCUGAUCGCCUUGGCUGCCAUUCGAGAAAGAGAGCGAGCUUCCGCCCUUGCGGCCGCAUCGCCACAUAGCCACGUGGCCUCCCACGAAGCCGUCAAGCGCAUACCGUGCCCCGAGCAGCGCCCACAGAGCGGCCCAGCAGCGCCCAACGAGCGCCCAGCGAGCGGCGUCAGUGCACCACCAGCGGCACCCACGUGUUCAUCAGGAGCGCCCAACGAUCAGCGCCGCCGCUCACCAGCCGCGCUCACCGAGCGCCAUCAGGAGCGCCAAUCAGCCGCGCCCACAGAGCGCAAAACCGUGCCAUCAACAGUACCAACGGCACCCACAGCAGUGUCAGCCGAGCGCCAUCAGGAGCGCCAACCUCAGCAGCGCACACCGAGCGUCUUCCGCGCCCUCAGUAGCGUUCAGCGACCAUCAGCAGCGCCCAUCGAGCGGCCAGCGCCCAGCCGCGCCCUCAGCAGCGCCAACCGCGCCGGAUACGUGGUCACUAGCCACGCUACGAGCGCCACCAGGAGCGCGCAACGAGCGGCCACCGCGCCCUCAGCAACGUCCACCGCGCCGCCAGCAGCGCCGUCCACGGGCAACGGGAGCGCCAUCCGCAACCACAUCGGUCAGCCACUGCCGCACGUCAGCAGUACCUGCCGUGCGCCCCUGGUAGCGCCCAGCGCCCAGUCACGCCACUAG